CACGCUCUGUCCCAGUUAGCAACCUUGGGUUUCAUCGGAGCUUUGCUUAUAAUAACGAUUCUCAAAGCUUCGACCUUUUCAUCAAUGGCCUGUUAGGUCUCCCUCUUGCAAAGUUAAACUACUUCUGGGAAGCGGCAAUUAAAUCGCUUCACAAUUCAAACCCCAUUGUCCCCACUCAUUCUCCAGUUUGGUAUGUUGACUUUAGACAUCCAAGAGUCACAUUCGGACAAAGCAUCAUUCGAAAAUAAAAGAAUUUUCUUCUUUUAAAUUCUCCUUUGAUUUCUUCUCAUCCCAUACAUCAUCAAUACACAAUUUCUAUUUUAUCUUCUCCACUUUUAUAAUGGAUGAAGGCCCACUUCAUUUUAUUCAUAGAACUUGGUCGCCGGAUCAAGUUUAGAUAUGUCCACCCUGUUGAGAGAUUAACGGCAAUAGCAAAAUGGGCACGCCCAUAUUCCAUGAAUUCAAGAAACAAGCUUCUUUCUUCCUCAAGGAGAAAAUCAAGACUGCUAGAUUAGCUCUUACUGAUGUUACCCCUGCCCAACUGAUGACAGAAGAGGCUACAAAUGGGAAUCCAUGGGCUCCAGAUUCCCCAACACUCAGAUCAAUUUCACAGGCUGCUUUUGAAGUUGAUGAUUAUUGGAGGAUUGUGGAGAUUCUGCACAAAAGGCUGAUUAGAUUUGAAAAGAAGAACUGGAGGGCCUCUUAUAACUCUCUGAUCGUGAUUGAGCACCUGUUGACUCAUGGACCCGAAAGUGUUGCACAAGAAUUCCAAGACGACAAAAAUGUCAUCAAUCAGAUGAUCGGCUUUCAGUAUGUCGAUGAAACAGGAUUCAACUGGGGUCUAAACGUCAGAAAGAAAGCAGAUAGGAUACUGAAACUGCUAGAAGAAGGACAUGUUCUUAAAGAAGAGAGAGAUCGAGCCCGCAGGCUAUCCAGAGGCAUUCAAGGUUUUGGAAGUUUCUGCCAACGAUCAUCUGAACAAACCAGUCUACGACAAGAAUCCUCGUCAUCAGCAUCAUUUUUCAGAAGUCACUCCGAUGUCAGCAGCCAUGAAAACCACAAUGCCAACUCAAACGGAGGCCAGAACGACGUGGCCGAAAAUCAGAUGCUGCAGAAGUCUGAAACAAGUACAAAAGAAAACGUGGCUCCUAACAGGGACGAGUUGCACCUAUGGAACUUGAAAGGAGAAUCAAAUCCACUUCUGGACCAUAGCAACGAAAUAUCCAGGCUUGACAUCUUCAAAGGCGAAGAUGACCACCCCUUCAAUUCAACAGAGAAGCAUGCCUCUGUUUCUCUACUUUCUGCCAGAGGUGGAAUCGUACAGGGCUGUUGAAACAACAUAAACUUUUGUAUGGAGCUACAAGGCGCUUCAUAAUUUUGCCCGUUCCUAGUAGAAAACCAACCUAAGUUCUGCGUUGCCAUUCGUGUUAUGUGCGCACGCCGUACGCUUAAUUAGUUUGUUCGUACUUGAACUUAGCCAUCAUUUACCAAGCAAUUAAUAUAGCCAUCUAUCUACUUUUUAAUUGAAGCAGAGAUUCGACCUUCA
Molecule: messenger RNA, 1546 nt
Organism: Neltuma alba
Lineage: Eukaryota; Viridiplantae; Streptophyta; Magnoliopsida; Fabales; Fabaceae
Product: clathrin interactor EPSIN 1-like
Exons: 4
Coding region: 437-1333 (298 amino acids)
Biological process (GO): endocytosis
Cellular component (GO): clathrin vesicle coat; plasma membrane; endosome
Molecular function (GO): clathrin binding; phospholipid binding
Source: RefSeq, a predicted model, not a curated record